AUGUCACGAAGAAGACCUGCCGAAGAGCCUGAAAAGGCGCAGAGGCUCUCCCUUGCCGAACUGGCCGCUCAUGAUGAUGUCUGCUCGGACGCCCUCAUAGACAAUGCUUACUACAAGUCGAGAAUACGAAAAAAUCGCACCAAACACAUUCCCGUUCGCGGUAUCAAGGAGGAUGAGGUGCCUCGAAUCCUCCUGCACAAAGUCAUCGUAGAUAAAGAUCUGGUGGCCGCUGAAAAGGCCCUACUGGCACUUCCUGGAUUGAAACGGUACAAGAAAAGUCUGCGCAGCAAAAUCGAACAAGAGCAUUUUCUUCAUCAUCUUCGCAAGUACAUUGCCAUGUACCAGACCGACUGUCCUUGGGAAGUAUCCACCACCAAUCGUUAUACGAUCACCACUUACGAGGCAGCCGUGACCGCCCGGCGGCGUAUCAAGCAAGGCGACACCGUCAAAUACCUCACCGGCACUCUCGUUCCCCUGACCACUGAGGAGUCCGCAGAUUUGGACUUGACUAAUCGCAAUUUCAGUAUCGUUGUUUCGAGUCGUAAGAAGAAUUCCUCGAUUUUCCUAGGUCCGGCCCGCUUCGCCAACCACGAUUGUGACGCAAACGGGCGUCUAGUGACGAGAGGGGUUGACGGCAUGGAGGUGAUCGCCAUGAAAAAUAUCGAGGUCGGGGACGAGAUCACGGUGUCUUACGGUGACGACUACUUUGGACCUGGUAAUAUGGAUUGUUUAUGCCACACGUGCGAAGUCCUGGAACGCAAUGGUUGGACACCUAAGGCCGCCAUUCUCGACCCUGGCAGUCAUGCUUCCACACCAUUACGGGAAACUCUUCCCAGUUUUCCGCCUCACAGUCUGAGACGAAAACGGGAAGCGGAAUCGUCUUCGCAAUCGUCUUCUGCUCCUCCGCCUAAGCAUGUAAAAGUCAUGCAGUCUCCUUCGAAAUUGCAGCAUUCGUGGACUCCACCGGACAGCUCAGACUCGGAUACUGCACCACCGGUUGACUACGUGGGAACUUUGGAAUCCGCCGAACCAAUACAUGCUCCAGGUUUGGGAGAGGAAGCUGCACUUUCGCCGCCUCAUAGCCCGUCGCAGCUGGAAGAGCGCGAGCCUCGUGAAGACCCUCAUCGAUCCUCGGCCUUAUCCGCCCCGUCGGACGUCGUGGAUCAGCCCUCAGAUCUCAGGCCCAAAUCCCCCCCCAGCACUUCCAAGCCCAGAAGAGGUAGUCGUGAAAGCAAGAUGACUGCCAGACUCCUGGGCAAGAUAUCGGCACUGGCACCGAUAUCCCCGGCGCCUACAUCCCCCUCUAGUUAUGGGUCUGCUACAGAGACUAGGGCCGUGAGCCAACAAUUACCUUCAAAUCCCGCGACAGAUACAGCCGUCACGAUCAAAGUUGAGUCUGUGGAGACAACCAGAGUGGAAACAGAUGAAGAUACUAUCAUUGUCGCUCCUUCGCGCUCUAAUUCUGCCAGAAUCAGUGAGAAUCCGCCCAGUGUUGAGGGACAGCAAAACGCAGUCGAUCCAUUUCCCGAACCGGUUGAACCGCCCGUUCCCCAUGUUGUAUCAACACUUUCGACGACAACUAUUACCAAAGAUGUUCACGAGCCGGAACCCGAAUCCGAAUCGACCGAGACCAUGACUACAGAAACUCACGUCCUGCCUUCGAUAGAACCAGACAGCACGUCGAGAACUGUCGCCACAUUAACCGUCCACCCGGUCACCGGCACCAUUCGCAUAGCCGGAGACUAUAUCUUGACCCGGAAAUUGCUAGCACAGCCACAUGACCGUUGGGUCCAGUGCCACAACCCAAAAUGUUUUGGUUUUUUCAUUCAACCGAAUGGAUACCAAACCCGGCGCGAAUGCCCCCGAUGCGAACGCCAUAGCAUGCUUUACGGCUUUCCGUGGCCGAAAACCGAUCCAGAUCCUCGCAAACUCCUUGAACGUAAGUCGCAGGGUUCGGGACGCGGGAAGAAAGGCAGCCCCGCAAUCGAAUACAGUGCCUACAGACGGAAAGGAAGGUGCGGAAAAGGCACAUGGGUCGAAGGCGGAGGAGACGAGGAAGAAAGAGUCAUGGAUCACCGCACGAUUCACCGAUUCGUCCUCCCGGAAGAAGAGAGAGAAAUGACUAGAAAAGGGCUCUUGAGAGAAGCUGAAUUGGCCCGUGCAGCAGGAGACCAUGCCCUGGCAAUGCUCGAGGCAAGAAUGCGCGCCGGAUCCAGAGGACCCGGCUCUGAGAGCGCAGCAAGAGAUGCAAGUGAGAGCGGUAACGGGUCGGCGACACCCGAUGAGGCUCGGAGGAGGAGUAAUCGCUUUGUCACACGGCCUGUCGGUGUCUACACGGAUAAAUUUUAG
This is a messenger RNA of Rhinocladiella mackenziei CBS 650.93, 2349 nucleotides long. RefSeq lists its product as uncharacterized. The transcript is spliced from 2 exons. NCBI's taxonomy places the organism in Eukaryota, Fungi, Ascomycota, Eurotiomycetes, Chaetothyriales, Herpotrichiellaceae. Gene Ontology annotation, molecular function: histone H4K20 methyltransferase activity; protein binding. The coding region runs from base 1 to 2349 and encodes 782 amino acids. The record is from RefSeq and is a predicted model, not a curated record. Gene Ontology annotation, cellular component: nucleus.